AUGGCCGAUCACCACUCUUCCGACCACGCCAACGGGGCCGGCCGUGACCACGAGUCGACGCCGUUGCUCCCCAGCCACAACAACGCCGGUGGCGUCAUACCCAUCUCUCACGAGGGGGAGAGCGGCAGGCAUGGCUUCCACGCUCGGCUCUUCCUCUCGAUCAUGUGGCGGAGCUCCUGUACGGCAUCGAAGCUGGUCAACGUGCUCUGGCCGUUCGUCCCGCUCGCCAUCAUACUCCACUUCUUGGACGGCCUCGAGCUCUGGAAGUUCGUCGCGGCUUACAUCGCCGUCAUCCCGUCGGCCAACCUCGUCGGCUUCGCCGGCCAGGAGUUUGCGCGCAAGAUGCCCAAGGUGGCCGGUAUCCUGCUCGAGACGACCUUUGGAUCCAUCAUCGAGAUCAUCCUCUUUGUCAGCCUCAUCGUCAAGCACAACUCGCACGUGGGCAACGGUGACGAGGGCAAUCUCAUCCCCAUCAUCCAGGCGGCCAUCCUCGGCAGCAUACUGACCAACCUCCUCCUCUGCCUCGGCCUGUGCUUCUUCUUCGGCGGCCUCCGAUACGAGAGCCAGUCGUUCCACGCCGUCGUGUCCGAGUCUGCGACCGGCCUCCUCCUCGUCGCCGCAUUCGGCCUCCUCAUCCCGAGCGCCUACUACUCGGCUCUCAAGUCGGAGACCGUCCCGGACCUGUCGUCCGGGCUCCAUGUCCUGCACGAAAGCUUCACCGAGGCCAAGCUGCAGGAGCACGUCCUGCGGAUCAGCCAGGCCACGUCAAUCGCCCUCAUCUUCGCCUUCUUUCUCUACCUCUGGUACCAGGGUAGCAGCCACCACAGCAUCUUUGACGAGGUCAUCGAGAUGGACGAGCAUGGUGAUGCCGAUCAUGAAGACGACAUGCAGAAACCAAAGUUCACCAUGACCGAGGCCAUCGUCGCCAUCGUCGCCUCCUUGGCCAUCGUCACUGUGCUGCUGGUGAUGCUCGUUGACGGAAUCGAGCACGUCGUCGAGAGCGGCGUUCCCGACCAGUUCCUCGGUCUCAUCCUGCUCCCGCUCGUGGAGAAGGGUGCGGAACAUCUGACAGCCAUCGAUGAGGCUUGGGAUGGCGUCAUCAACGUGUCCCUCUAUCACUGUCUUGCGCCUUCGAUCCAGACCGCGCUCCUGAACGCGCCGCUUGUCGUGCUUGUCGGAUGGGCUCUCGGAAAGCCGAUGGAUCUCAACUUUGAGAUCUUCAUGAUUGUCCUGCUGGUCCUGUCCAUCAUAGUUGUCGGAAACUUCCUCCGCGACGGAGAAUCCAACUGGCUAGAGGGAGCGUUGCUUGUGGUUAUAUACGCAAUCGUUGCCAUUGCAUGCUGGCACUACCCCAACCCCGAUGUCGCUACCUCCAACGGCUUGGAUGCGCAUGAGAUGGUCAACGUCACGAUGAGCCUCGAAACAGCCCAGCAGCUCCAGCAGCUGCUGAAGGUGCAGGCACUACAACUG
Molecule: messenger RNA, 1470 nt
Organism: Geosmithia morbida
Lineage: Eukaryota; Fungi; Ascomycota; Sordariomycetes; Hypocreales; Bionectriaceae
Product: Ca2+:H+ antiporter
Exons: 3
Biological process (GO): calcium ion transmembrane transport; intracellular calcium ion homeostasis
Cellular component (GO): fungal-type vacuole membrane
Molecular function (GO): calcium:proton antiporter activity
Source: RefSeq, a predicted model, not a curated record